Molecule: messenger RNA, 1575 nt
Organism: Ixodes scapularis (black-legged tick)
Lineage: Eukaryota; Metazoa; Arthropoda; Arachnida; Ixodida; Ixodidae
Product: arylsulfatase B
Exons: 9
Coding region: 1-1575 (524 amino acids)
Source: RefSeq, a predicted model, not a curated record
AUGGUUUUCCUGCUGAUCUUCCUCGCGCUGGGCGUAUCAGCGUCGAAGAAGCCUCCGAACAUUAUUUUCAUGCUGGUGGAUGAUCUGGGAUGGGACGAUGUUAGCUUCCACGGAUCCCCCCAAAUUCCUACUCCCAACAUGGACGUCCUUGCUGGAGACGGCGUCAUCCUCAACAACUACUAUGUUCAGCAUCUCUGCACACCAUCAAGGGCCGCGCUUAUGACAGGACUGUAUCCAAUCCACAAUGGGCUUCAAGAUUUUGUGCCUAAUGUUGCCCAGCCAUAUGGACUGCCGCUGUACCUGAAAGUUAUGCCACAGUUCUUCAAAGACAUGGGCUACGAGACACACAUGAUUGGAAAGUGGCACCUUGGCUAUUUCAGAAAGGAAUAUACGCCUACGUACAGAGGAUUUGACAGCUUCUAUGGUUACUACAAUGGCGGAGAAGAUUACUACAAUCAUUCGAUUACUAAUGACAAUCGCACUGGACUCGACUUUUGGCUGAACACGGAACCACUGUUCAAUGAAACCGGAAAUUACUCAACUCAUCUGUUUACGGAGCGAGCCAAAUUCCUCAUCAAGUCCCGCAAUGCUGCGAAGCCGUUAUUUUUAUACCUGGCCUAUCAGUCGGUUCAUGGACCUCUUGAAGCGCCGGAGGAAAACAUUAUGAAAUUUCCCUACAUAGGAGAAGAAAACAGAACCAUAUUUGCUGGAACAGUCGACGCCCUUGACCAGUCAGUAGGGGAAGUGCUUGAGACCCUGUAUGAAGCCGACAUGCUGGAUAAUACCAUCAUCGUCUUAAGCACCGACAACGGCGGGCUUCCUUUCGGCGAUCACUCCAACCGAGGUUACAACUUCCCCUUGCGUGGAGCAAAAGGGACACUUUGGGAAGGGGGCACCAGAGGCAGCGCCUUCAUCUGGAGUCCUCUACUCAACCAGAACCGGAGGGUGUCCGACCAGAUGCUGCACAUCACCGACUGGCUUCCUACUCUCUACUCUGCUGCCGGAGGCAACCCAGUAAGCCUGGGGAAAGUGGACGGCUACGACAUGUGGACUCAACUCUCUUACAACCUGCCUUCUUCGCGCUAUGAGGUCCUGUACAACAUCGAUCCCACCGAUUUAAACUCGGCCCUACGGUACACCAAUUACAAGCUGGUCCUGGGAACGUACGAGGAUGGGGAAUUCGACCAGCGAUUUCGAACGACGGGAGGCUCUCGUCCAUACGGAGACUUGGAAAUCGCCAUGGCGCAGUCGAAGGCCGCCAGGGUCUUGAAAGGUUUCUACAACAGGGGCAACUUUUUGCUGCCGCGUAACUGGAGGCAGAAAGCGACCGUCAACUGCGUCAGCAACAACGGGCCUAAAAACUUUGUGUCGCAAGCUCCUCCGUACUUGUUCGACCUAACCAAGGAUCCGUGCGAACUAAACAACAUUGCAAACGCAGAGGCUGGACUUGUCGAUUUUCUGAAGCAACGACUGCAGAGCUACGCUUCGUCCUCAAUUGCUCCGCUAAACAAGCCGACGGACCCCAGAGGAUAUCCUGAAAACUUGAAUGGAACGUGGGGCCCCUGGAUACAAUGA